Myotis lucifugus (little brown bat) is the source of this 480-nucleotide messenger RNA. Its product is annotated as voltage-dependent calcium channel gamma-7 subunit. The annotation marks the transcript as partial. Gene Ontology annotation, cellular component: AMPA glutamate receptor complex; postsynaptic density membrane. Gene Ontology annotation, molecular function: voltage-gated calcium channel activity; channel regulator activity. Lineage: Eukaryota; Metazoa; Chordata; Mammalia; Chiroptera; Vespertilionidae. The transcript has 2 exons. The record is from RefSeq and is a predicted model, not a curated record. Gene Ontology annotation, biological process: neurotransmitter receptor internalization; positive regulation of synaptic transmission, glutamatergic; transmission of nerve impulse.
GCCUGUCCUUGGUGGUGGGCUUGGUCCUGUACAUCUCCAGCAUCAACGACGAGGUCAUGAACAGGCCCAGCAGCUCGGAGCAGUACUUCCACUAUCGCUACGGGUGGUCUUUUGCCUUCGCCGCUUCCUCCUUCCUGCUCAAAGAGGGGGCUGGCGUGAUGUCCGUGUACUUGUUCACCAAGCGCUACGCGGAGGAGGAGAUGUACCGCCCGCACCCCGCCUUCUACCGCCCGCGCCUCAGCGACUGCUCCGACUACUCGGGCCAGUUCCUGCAGCCCGAGUCCUGGCGCCGCGGCCGCAGCCCCUCCGACAUCUCCAGCGACGUGUCCAUCCAGAUGACGCAGAACUACCCUCCCGCCAUCAAGUACCCGGACCACCUGCACAUCUCCACCUCGCCCUGCUGAGCGCCGCUCCGCGGAGCCCCCUCCUCCGCCGCCCCGGAGGCCUCCCCGCGGCGCAGCUCCCGGGCUCCUGGGACUC